This is a messenger RNA of Strigops habroptila (Kakapo), 2964 nucleotides long. It is a transcript of the gene LRRC3C, whose product is annotated as leucine rich repeat containing 3C. Bases 460 to 1317 code for a protein of 285 amino acids. Gene Ontology annotation, molecular function: protein binding. The record is from RefSeq and is a predicted model, not a curated record. The transcript has 2 exons. NCBI's taxonomy places the organism in Eukaryota, Metazoa, Chordata, Aves, Psittaciformes, Psittacidae.
CGGGUUUCCCCGAGUAAGCGAUGCCAGUGCCCGCCGGGAGGCUGCGGGCGGGAGGGGACGUCCUGCUGUCCCCGACGGGCUGCGGGGAGCCCCGGGGACAGAGCCGGGGGGGACUCCCGUGAGGGUUCGGGGGGGGACACGGCGGAGGUCCCCGCGCCCGGGAUCCCGGCAGCUCCUCGCCGGGUCUCCCUCGUUCCGCACCCCCCGCUCCGGGCGGGGGACCCGGGGCAGAGCCUCUCCCCGGUACCGGGGGUGCGGACAGGACGCGGGUGCGGGGCUGGGGGUGCUCGGCGCCUCACGGUUCCCCCCCGCGGCGGGGCGGGCCGGGGGCGGGGAGCCCCGGGGAGGCCCGGGCGGAGGAUCCCGCCCACCGGCCCCGCCGCCGCCGCCGGCUCCGGGCCCGCCGCUCUGCGCGGGGCGCGGCCGCUCCGGCCCGGGGCGCGGGGCCGCGCACGGCAGAUGUGCCAAGUCCAUCUGAAACCACCGCGGGUGAGAGCUGCGGGGCCGGCAGCCCCGUGGCUACAGCAGUGCGGCACCAUGCCUGCGUCAGCAUGGGUCCUGCUCCGCUCCGUGACCAUGUGGCUGCUCCUGCAGAGCCUCCUCCUGGCCUCCCACCUCCGCUCAACCGCAGCGUUCCCCAAGGGCUGCUACCCCUCGGAAGAGGAGGGGCUGAAGACGUUCCGCUGCAGCAACGCUCGGCUGACCGAGGUCCCCAGGGACAUACCCAACGACACCAACAAGCUCUACCUGGACUCCAACCGAAUCCCCUUCCUGCCCCGCGAUGCCUUCCGGGACCUGCCGCUCCUGCUGGAGCUGGAUCUGUCCCACAACGCCAUCGCCAGCGUUGAGAGCGGAGCUUUCCGCGGCCUGGCAGAGCACCUUCACUCUCUGGACUUGUCUUCCAACAGGCUGGUGUCUGUCAGCAAAGAUGCUUUCAGCAACCUGAAGGCCAAGGUCAACCUCUCCGACAACCCCUGGCUGUGUGACUGUAGGCUGCAGGAGCUGAUCCGCACGGUGGACCUGGCGGCCGGCUCCUCGGGCGGCAUCGUGUGCGACUCCUCCACACAGGAGGAGCACGUGGGCAAAGCGUUUCUGCAGGUGAUGGCCGACACGGACUUCUGCAACGUGUACAAGAAGACCACAGACAUCGCCAUGCUGGUCACCAUGUUCGGCUGGUUCGCCAUGGUGAUCUCCUACCUGGUCUACUACGUGCGGCAGAACCAGGAGGAUGCCCGGCGGCACCUUGAGUAUCUCAAGUCCCUGCCCAGCAAGCAGCGGAGGUCAGAGGAGUCAUCCACCAUCAGCACUGUGGUGUGAGGCACCGGCGUCCUGCAGGACACGGCUCGCCAUGGCUGCGAGGAGCUGUCACAGCCCGCUGUCAUCGCACAGAAACAGUCAUGGAUUUGUUCUGUUCUCCUUGGGGAAGCAGCGUCAGGCAGCGGGAGCCACGGCCAGUGAGUGCCCAGCUCUGGUGCAGCAAGAGGUAAAGCGGCGAUGGUGAUGGUUAUGGGCACCGGGCACCAAGCAGCUGCGGCAUCCACCUGAACCAGAGGGACCCCAAGCACCUUGGGACAUUCAGACUUCAUUUCAAACUUUGGUAUUUCCUUUGUAGAGAUCCCUUGGGGCAUUGAUGACAUUAAUGUUUAAUCCCUCCACGGCUGCCGAAGGGAUGGUCCCGGUGGCGUGGAGCAGCCGGUGCCAGGCUCCCUGCCUGCAUCUGGAGCGGUAUGGCCACAGGGCCGGAGCCACUGGCCCAAAGGGCGGCACGAGAGGUUGGGACAUGUCGGUUGGGAAAGGCGAGGGGCAUCUCCUGGGUGCCCCGCUCCAGCCCUUGAGCUGGAUGGUGCUGCCCCAUCUCCCAUCCCAGCCCCUGCUGCUCCCCACUCCUUUCCCAGCACCCCCCGGCCAGGCGGAGCAAGGGGCAGGGGGGGUCCCACUUAGAGAUGGGGUGGCUCAUGGGCAAACCUGGCACCUUCCCCCUUGGAGCACAAUGUUCCUAUAAGAAGCAAAUGGGGAAUGAAGCUCUCCCAGGGAUGAGUUCUCCGGGGCUGCCAAGGGAUGCAGGAGCUGCCAGAGGGGAACAGAGGUGUCCAGGCAGUGGGUCCGGCCCUGCUGGGAUGUUGGGAGGAGCAGGAUUUCCCUCAAUGCUCCCAUGGGACCACGCAGGUGGGUGUUUGCUGCCCUCAUCCGCCUGCUCCUGCCUCCCUCUCGAGGACUCAGAAGCUGCCGACCGGUCACUGUGAGGGGAGCAGGGAUGGAGGGAGACACCGCGGCUCCUCCGCCCUCUCCCCACUCCCACAGGAGCCUGAAUCUGCCCUACAAUGCCCCAAAGUCCCUUCUUGACACUUCCAGCAUUGGGCUGCAGGUUCCUGGUGUCAGUAGGUAGAGGCGAGGGUGCUGGUGGCCGGCGCGGGUCAGGGUUGGUGCCCACCUUCGGGUGCGCAGGGUCCAAGCGGCGACUCAGAGCAAAGCCAAGAGCAGACCCACACUCCUCCAGCCAAGCGUCUGAGAGCUGAGUUUGGUGGGUUUGCCCUUGUUUAAAACCAGCUGAAGCUAAACUGCCUUAAUUCACCAAGAGCACCAACCAAAGCUGCUUGAACAUCCCCUGCACCAGGCCAGACCCGGAUCCGGCUGCUGCCUGUGCUCCAGUGGGAGCCGUGGUUCAGAGCCGGCCGGGAGCAGCCCCUGUGCCCUUCCACAAGUGCCUACAUCCCCAGCACACACCAGGGGCUCUGCCACGCACAAGCACCUCAGCCCCAGCUCCAAACCAGGCGUCCCCUGUGCCCACAGCCCCACGGCAGCUCCCCACAAGCAACCAGGGGUUGUGGGGCCCCAGGACCGAAGCACUGCCCCACGCGGGCAUCGCUGUGGUGCCCGUCUGACCCAAUGUCUGUUUUGUUUAAGAGACCUUUUAUGUUCUUACUUUAUACGACAAUAAAGUUGGCUUUUACUUUGGAACCCGUG